AUGGCCGAGCCGGGCGGGGAGGCCGCGCCCUGGCCCGGGCCGCCGGUACAGAUCCGCGUUGCCAUCCAAGAGGCCGAGGAUGAGGAGCGGACGGCGGACGGGGAGCGGCUGCGGGACGGGGAGCGGCGCGUGGGGAGCCCCGCGCGGUUCCUGAGCCCCGGCUGGGGCAGCGGAGGCGAGGACGAGGCGGGCCGCGGGCACAGCAGUGGCACCAUAAGCGGGGACGAGAAAGAGCACGAGGGCCCGGAGGGGGAGUGGACGCCGCCGGAUGCAGAGCUGGUGAGGAAGCUGGUGGAGCAGAUUGAGUUCUACCUGUCCGAUGAGAACCUGGAGAGGGACGCCUUCCUGCUGAAGCACGUGCGCCGGAACCGCCUGGGCUAUGUGAGCGUCAAGCUGCUCACGUCACUCAAGAAGGUGAAGCAUCUUACUCGAGACUGGAGAACCACAGCUCACGCCUUGAAGUUCUCGGGGAUCCUGGAGCUGAAUGAGGAUCAGCGGAAGGUGAGGCGGACCACCCCGGUGCCACUGUUCCCCAACGAGAAUCUUCCCAGCAAGAUGCUCCUGGUCUACGAUCUCCACCUAGCGCCCAACCCUCAGAAUGGCAGGGUGCAGGAGAAGGUCAUGGAGCACCUGCUCCAACUCUUUGGGACCUUUGGGGUCAUCUCCUCCGUGCGAAUCCUGAAGCCCGGCCGGGAGCUGCCCCCCGACAUCCGUAGGCUCAGCAGCCGCUACAGCCAGGUGGGCACCCAGGAGUGUGCCAUUGUGGAGUUCGAGGAGGUGGAGGCGGCCGUCAGAGCCCACGGCUUCAUGGCUACCGAGUCUCAGGGCAAAGACCACAUGAAGGCCCUCCUGAUUGGGAUGAAGCCCCCGAAAAAGAAACCUGCCAAGGAGAAGCCCCAGGACAGGGAGCACCCCGCCGGCGCCCCAAUGAACAGGUCCCUCAACAAACGGGUAGAAGAGCUGCAGUACGCAGGGGACGAGUCUUCCGCCAACAGCUCCUCUGACCCAGAGAGCAACCCCACGUCCCCCAUGGCUGGCCGGCGGCAUGCGGCCACGAGCAGGCUCAGCCCUUCCGGCCCGCAGAAUCUCUUCCUGAGCCCCAAUGCUUCUCCAAGCUCCAGCCCUUGGAGCAGCCCCUCGGCACAGCGCAAGGGUGUGUCCAGGAAGUCUCCGCUGGCCGAGGAGGGCCGGCCAGGCUGCAGCACUGGUCCUGAAGCUCCACGCACGGGGGUGGAUUACUCCUCCGACAGUAGCAUCACCCCAUCCGGCAGUCCCUGGGUACGGCGGCGGCGGCGCCAAGCUGAGAUGGGGACCCAGGAGAAGAGCCCUGGAGCCAGUCCCCUGCUGUCUGGGAAGGUGCAGACUGCAGAUGGCCUGCCCGUGGGAGUGCUGAGGCUGCCCAGGGGCCCCGACAGCACUCGGGGAUUCCAGGGCGGCCGUGCCCGGAGCAGGGUCUGUGUGUGA
Molecule: messenger RNA, 1464 nt
Organism: Ochotona curzoniae (black-lipped pika)
Lineage: Eukaryota; Metazoa; Chordata; Mammalia; Lagomorpha; Ochotonidae
Gene: LARP6
Product: La ribonucleoprotein 6, translational regulator
Exons: 4
Coding region: 1-1464 (487 amino acids)
Biological process (GO): RNA processing
Cellular component (GO): nucleus
Molecular function (GO): mRNA binding
Source: RefSeq, a predicted model, not a curated record